AUGUCAGAGAGCGCGGUAAACCGCAGCAUCUUCCCUUGCCCGGUCUGCGAGGAGACUUUUGCGUCGCCCGAGGAGGUGAUCCUACACGGCGAGGGCGACGACCCUGCGCUGACCUACCAGUACUACGUGCACGAGGCCGGCUACGUCACGGAGUUUGCAGAGGAUCCGGCUACCUGGACCUUCGUUGCGCUCCGAUCGUGGACGCCUGCAGAGUUUUCGGCUAUGCAGGCCCUCGAAGCCGCUGCUGCCGCCGGUGUCGCCCAGCCUCCUACCAUUGUCGCCCCUGGCCCGAUGGCCGCCGCUCAACCUCCUGCCGUCGCCAUCGCUGGCCUGGCCUGUCGUUGCCGUUGGGCUGGCUGCAACGCCGCCUUUGCUGACGACGAUCAGCUUUACAAUCACCUCGACCAACAGCACGUUGGUGCAGUCGGGGUUCGCCCGAGGGUGAAGGUGUGCCUCUGGAAUGGCUGCACCGUCGGCUCCCACAGGGACAGGGCCGAGAUGAGAAGUCAUCUCCAGCAUCAUGCUCCCGAUGCUCGUCCCUGGUUCUGUAACGGGGGCUGCGGUGCAAGCUUCAAGCACCGCUAUGCUCGCGCCUCUCACCACAGUGUUUGUGCCCAUGAGCAAGCCCGCCAGGCUCAGCCUUGA
Molecule: messenger RNA, 645 nt
Organism: Aureobasidium pullulans EXF-150
Lineage: Eukaryota; Fungi; Ascomycota; Dothideomycetes; Dothideales; Saccotheciaceae
Exons: 2
Coding region: 1-645 (214 amino acids)
Source: RefSeq, a predicted model, not a curated record